CUUACCAAACGGCUUCCCCAUUAAACAUUUCUCAAGCACCGGAGCGGUCGAGCAGGAAGGCCUCGUCCGUCAGAUCCGCCGCCUCGCAGCGCAGCCAGGCACGCGCAGUUCAAAUUUGAAUUGGAGCGGAGAACCUCUGACCACCCCGCUCCCACUCACACUCUCGCCACCUCACUCCACCUCCACCUCCACCGCCAUGGCCAGCGCUGGCGGCCGGCGCGCCUCCACCUCCACAUCACGCGCCCGCCGCGCCUCCGCCGCCGCGGCGGAGUCCAACGAGAACGACGACCUCGCCGCCGAGCCCUCGUCCUCCGCGUUCGCCCCCGCCCCCGCCCCCGUUCCGCAUUUAUCGCUGCCCCCGAGGUCGCCGCUCGCGGCCAUCGCCGAUCCCGGCCGGAACCCGCGGUCCGCGCCGGCGACGCCCAAGUCGCUGGCCGGCACGCCCAGGGCCUGCGCGGCGGGGUCGGGGGUUAGGGACCGGACCUCGUCGAUUGGGGCAGCGAGGAGGGUGUUCGAUCUGAGGGAUCUGGCGGCCGCGGAGGUGCCCGCGGAGGUGCCGCACUUCGAGCUCGACGAGAACCCCGCGUUCUGGAAGGAUCGCAAUGUGCAGGUGUUGAUACGGAUAAGACCAAUUAGUGAUGCCGAGAAUGCCACGCAUGGUCAAAAAAGAUGCUUGAUGCAGGAUAGCUCAAAGACAUUGAGCUGGACAGGACAUCCCGAAACAAUGUUCACGUUUGACCAUGUUGCGUGUGAAACAAUAUCACAGGAAAAGCUGUUCAAAGUUGUGGGUCUGCCAAUGGUGGAGAACUGCAUGUCUGGAUACAAUGGCUGUUUGUUUGCCUAUGGUCAGACCGGAAGUGGAAAAACUUACACAAUGAUGGGAGAGCUUACCAAGUUGGGCAAUGAACUUAGUAAGGACUCUGGCUUGACGCCUCGCAUUUUCGAAUACCUCUUUGCACGGAUAAAUGAGGAAGAAGAGCGAUGGCGAGAAGAGAAGCUCAAAUAUAUCUGCAAAUGCUCUUUUCUGGAGAUAUACAAUGAACAGAUAACUGAUCUGCUUGAACCAUCAUCAACCAAUCUUCAGAUCCGCGAAGAUAUAAAGAAAGGUGUAUAUGUUGAAAAUCUUAUGGAAUGUUAUGUGUCAUCCGUUAAAGAUGUUAUAUUGCUAUUGCUACAGGGGGUUGCAAACAGGAAAAUGGCUGCCACAAAUAUGAACAGCGAGAGCAGCCGUUCACAUAGUGUCUUCACUUGUGUAAUUGAGAGCCGUUGGGAAAGUGAUUCGAUGACGCACCUCCGCUUUGGGAGGUUGAAUUUGGUUGAUCUUGCCGGUUCUGAGAGGCAGAAAAGCUCAGGUGCUGAAGGAGAACGCUUGAAAGAAGCUGCAAAUAUCAAUAGAUCGUUGUCAACCCUUGGGCUUGUUAUCAUGACUCUAGUGGAUGUUGCAAAUGGGAAAAGCCGUCAUGUUCCCUACAGAGAUUCAAGGCUUACAUUUCUCCUCCAGGAUUCCCUAGGAGGUAACUCUAAAACAACAAUUGUUGCCAACGUCAGCCCAUCUAUUUGUUCUUCCAGUGAGACAUUGAGUACCUUGAAGUUUGCUCAACGUGCAAAGUUGAUUCAAAAUAAUGCAAAAGUAAAUGAAGACGCUUCAGGAGAUGUUAUGGCUCUACAAAAGCAGAUAGAGGAGCUAAAGGAUCAACUGACAUGCUUGAAGAAGCAACAAAAUUGUUCCAGAUCACCUAGCUUCCAGCUGCUUAAUUCAGGCUUUGCCAAUGAAUUUAAAACUUCGUGUGGAGUAGAUGAUCAACCAGACUGUGAUAUGAAUCUCCUAAAGCAAAAGGUUAGCCAUCUAGAAGAUAUUUUGGUUGGGAGCCUCAGGAGAGAGAAAUCAGCAGAGACCAAGAUCAGGAAGCUGGAAGCUGAAAUAAAUCAUUUGAAUCGUUUGGUCAACCUGAUGGAAUCUGACGCACAACGCUUGAGAAGGAGGCUUGAACGCUGUGAUGAAAAACAAAGAAAAUUACAUUUGAUGGAUGAAAGUGCUGUAUUGUCCCAAGAGACUCAACUGUUGCAAGAACAAAUCAAUGAAAAUCCUCAACUGACUCACUUUGCUUUACAAAACAAGAGACUAAUUGAGGAAAUUACAACGCUUCAGAACUUCCACAAGCAAGGGGAAAGAGAGAUGCUACUAACAGAGAUAUCUCUUUUGCGGGAUCAUUUCCUUCAUAUUCUUGAGCAGAAAUACACUACAUCUCCUAAAAAUAUAGAAGCUCAGGGUGAUGAGAUCAUCAAGGAGCUUGACAAUUGCAGGAAGGAGCUGGACGCAUGCUUAGAAAACAAUGUUCUGUUAGCUCGAGAAGUAAAUAAGCUUCGCUGUGAACUGAUACAAUACCAGAAGUCAAGCACAAAUCAAGUUGCUCCUGAGGCAAAGGAGAAUGUUGUGGCUACAAAUAUCAAUCCAAUGCAACAUGAUCAAGAUGGACAUAAUUUUUCCUAUUUAUCAUCAGAUGAUAUUAACAAGCAAUUCAUGCAAGCAGGGACCACAACUAAUAUUACAGAAUCAUUCCAACUUGAGUUACCUUAUGAAAUUGAUAGUGAAGAUCUGGAGUCUCCUCAUUUGCAUGAUCCAGAAACACAUGAUUUCAAGGAUCCUACAACAGUGUCUGAGUAUGAUGGUGCAUUGUCUCAAUGCUUCAACUUGGCUAUGGGGUCUUCACGUGAUGUACUUGACAAAGGCACUAUUCCGAAUGGGCUGGAUUUUCUAGAGAAGGAUGGAAUACAUCGUGUCCAUGAAAAGGCUCCAACGAUGGAUAUACAUUUGCAUGGAGAGACUUUAUUGUGUCAUCAAGAGGUUGAAAUAGUGAACUCAAGUAAACAUCUAUCACAUGAUGAGUUGGAACACCUUAAAAGCAUAAAUCAAGAGCUCAAAGAGAAGCUAGUCGUUAUGGCUGAGGAAAGUAACAAGCUUUCAGAGAUUAUUGUUGCAAAAGAUGUAGAAAUUGCUUCUUUGUCUGAGGAAUGGGAGGCUGCAAUUUUUGAUCUAACAAGCUUCUUAACAGAUGGAUGCAGAUCACUAGAUGAUGCAUAUCAGAACAUUGAUAAUAUGAUUAGCUCAUUUCCUCACAGUAAUAGUUCUGUCAGUGAACAUGUGGAGAAGGCUAUGAAAGUUAGCAUUGAGAAGGAAAGGAUGAUCUUCAAACUUCAAAUUGAACUACAAGCUGCACAGGAAAUGGGCAGGGAAGUGAAAGAAAAGUUGCACAUCUUAAGAGGUGCAACUCUUGCUAUAACUGAAGCUCAGCAAUUAGAUAAAGAAGAAAGUUCUCAGGAAGCACUACAACUAGUAGGUUUAUUACACCAAAAGGAUUGUAUGAUACAAGAGCUAAAGAACAAUUUGAAAGAGGAAAAAUGCCUCUUUGCAGAAGCAGCAGAAGGACAUUCUCGUGAUGACCUUCUAUUGCCUGAUAGUUCAGUUGACAUGAUUGCCAAACAGCCGCAUGAUGAAAAUGGACCAACAGUAAGUCAAGCUAAUCCAGAUUACCAGUCAGAGCUCAGUAGUGUGUUACAUCUCGUUGAAGACAAAUCAAAUAAGGUUCUGACCUUAUUUUCGAACUUUGAGGAGGCUCAAGAAACCAUGGAAGAGGCUGAACUUAUGCUUUCAGCUUUGUUGAAGGCCAACGAAGAAUUAAAACUUGAAAGAGAUAAUUGCAGGCAAGCGGUGGAAUUGUUGUUGUCUGAGAAAACUUCUCUGGUCGAUGAGUUGAAGGAACUUGAAGCAUCAAGUUCUUGUACAUCACAGAGGUAUGACAAAUUGCAUCAACAGAUAAAUGAUUGUGUUGUAGAGAUGGCAAAGCUUCCUGCUAUAAUAAGGGGGUUGCUUCAACAAAUACAAAGUGUCACUACAGUGGAACUCUUUGCUCUUUGCUCGGAGGUUAUCAAUUUUGGGCAAGACUUGAAGAAAUGUAUAAGUGACUCAAGAUCUUAUCUAGUGAACAUGGUAUCACUUGUAGAAGGAAAAGGUAGAUCUUCCGCUGAGCAGUUCCAUCACCUCAAUACUCAUGGGUUCGCUUGUCAACAAGUUGGGUCACGUUCAUGUGAGUGGGGUAGCAGAAAAGCUGAUUUCAGUGAUGGAAUUCAAGAAAUUCAAGACAUCGGUAGCAUUCAUAUGAUUGAUUUGGCUGAAGAAGGAAAGGAAAUGCCAUCCGUGGGUGUACUUCCAACUGGCAGGGCUGCAGAUCUGGAAGAUAGCAAUUCUAUCAGUAUGCAGGAUAUGACUGUUGUCAACGACAUAGUUUUCAGUAUUGCUCAACAGUGGGAUAUCUUCGUCAACAAAGUGUCCUGUGUAAUCAAUGCUGGGACAUAUCCAAGUGCUUCUGACGGUGAACAAAGUACCAACCUUUUUGCUGCACUUGAGAAACUAGAGAGCGGACAAAUAUAUUCAGCUGCUCCACUGCAAUGUGACGGAAGCAUGAAAGGUUACCAAACAGAACAUCUUUUGAAUGAUGUUGAACGUCUCAAGCACCAUUUGAGGCAGUUAAUAAUGCCACUGUUAAAAUUUAUUAAUAAUAUUGUCUCUACGGGGAAUGGACAAGAAAAUAUGCUAAAUAACUGCCGUGAAGCAACAGUAAAUGUGAAUCAAUUGUUUGAUGUUCUGAAUAAGAUGAGUAAUAACUUGAUUUUUGUUAUAGAUUUAUUUGGUUCUCUGGUACUAUCUGGUCAGGAAGGUUUUCAGAGCAUUAAUAAUAUUGGGAAGAAAGCCUUCAUGCUUCAACAAAUACAGUUAUGCAAAGACAAUUGUUCUGUUGACCAUAGUGCAGACUGUGCGUCACUCAGAAGAGAGUUUGACAGGAAAAGCAAUAUUGCAGAAGGAUUGUCAUUUGACCUCAAGCUACUGCAAGAGUCUACCUCAAACGCGAAAGAUAUGAAGGAUAAAGCUGAUGAAAUAUCUACUGCCCUUAGCAAUGUUCAAAGAGAGCUUGAAAUGAAAACUUCUGCAAUGGAAAACAUGUUGAAAAAACAAAAGUCGCUUGAGGAAGAACUGGCUGAAAAUGGUGCUCGACUGAUAAUGCUAAGAUCAGAGUUAGAGCAAUCUCAAAGUUUAUCGUCAGCGCUGUUGAAGGAAAACAAAGAUCUGAGAGUGAUGUUGGAAGAGGAAACUAUGAAGAAUAGUGAAACGAAAGUGCUGUUGGAAGAAAAAGUUAGGGUCAUAGAGGGAUUGGAGAGCCAAAUCCUAUUGCUAAACUGUUCUGAAGCAGGACAGUUGAUGUCAGAUAUUGAAGAAUUAAAUAAUAGUCUUAAAAUAAUGAGUAGUGACAGGGAAAAUCUCCAAGUAGAGAUACUUCAGUUAACGGACAAGCUUGAGAUGGCAAUGGCUUUAGCUGAGGAAAAUGAAGCUGCUGCUAUUGAAGCUCGUCAAACUGCCGAGACAAGUAAAAUCUACGCAGAGGAGAAAGAGGAGGAGGUUAAGAUUCUUGAACGAUCUGUUGAGGAACUUGAAGCAACAAUAACUGUUCUCGAGGAAGAGGUAUGCAACCUUAAAGAGGAAGUAAGGAGCUAUCAACUACAUAAACAAUCUGAGGCUGAAUUUCAAGCUGUUGAUGACAUGCUUACUGUAGAAAACGCAUCAAAAUGUGAUGCCCUUGAGGAAUUGUGUCAAGGGAGAUGCCAUCUAGAAAAGAGAUUGCAAGCUGAGAUUAUUGCACAUCAAAAUGCUAGAAAGAAGAUUGAAGGUCUCAAAUUGGAAGCAAAACGUAAAGAUGAGGAGAUAAGACAAUACAAAGAUCAUAUUGCUGAGUUGGUCCUGCAUUCAGAAGCACAAUCUUUGUUGUUUCAGGAGAAGUACCAAGAAAUGGAGCAUAUGGUUUCUAAACAGAAGUUUGGGCCACAUGAAUAUAGUUCUGAGACUGUCCAGGCCAAAACUGAAAAGCCUUCAGGACGAGCAAGAGGAUCUGGUUCACCUUUCCGGUGCAUAUCUAGCAUUAUUCAACAAAUGAACUCUGAGAAGGAUCAAGAAAUCUCAGUGGCACGCCAACGUAUUGAAGAGCUAGAAGGGUUGGUUAGUUGUAAACAAAAAGAGAUAUGCUUGCUAACAUCGAGACUGGCCGCUGUGAAUACCAUGACGCAUGAUAUUAUAAGGGAACUGCUUGGCGUCAAAUUAGACAUGACAAACUAUGCUAAUUUGCUUGACCAAGAAGAACUGCACAAGUUGUUAAUAACAUCCCAGCAACAAAUUGAACAAUCAAAGUCGAAGGAUACAGAACUUGAGAUUCUCACAGAACAACUCGGUCAUCUCAUUCUAGAAAGGGACAGCUUGCUUGAUGACAUGGACCAAAGAAAGACUGAUCUAUUGGAGAGUCAACUGCUCGUUGAACAGCUUGAGCAACGGGAGCAAAUGCUGGAAGCGCAGAUCGAAAUGUUACAGAUGGAGAAGGAUAAUCUUCAACAGAAGAUCAUGGAAAUGGACGAGACGAUUGAAUUGCUAGUCGGAUCAAAUCAACCAGAUACAACGCUCCGAAUGGGCGAUAACCAGCAUCGUGGGAGCAUUGAGUUCAGCAGGAGGCUAGCCCAGUCGGACAUGCUCCUCUCCCAUGCGAGACAUGAACAUUCUCGCAGCCACGCGGCUAGAAGCCCGAGGACGCAUCGUGGCAGACAUCACUGAAGUGAUGAGGUGCAUCGGCCAUCAGACACUGCUUGUGUUUGUAGAUCGGCAGCGGCGCGACCUCUUGGAUUGGGCUAUACAGAUUAUUUUGGAAGCCCUAAUGUCCAAAUGGCGAUCACUAGAAGAAACCUUUCUAGUUUCUACGUCUGGAAGACACAAGACUUGCGCGUCUGUAAAUUUGAUGUAUGCAAUGCAUACGUGCUUUGUGUAAAUUUUCCCCUGUAUGUUCUCCCCCUACAUCUACAUGGUAGAUUCCGGCAUUAUCUGAAACGACCAAAAAUCAGCUCCGAAUGACAACCUCACGGAGAUUUACUGCUCGGGUGGUAACCGGGUUGUUAUCUCUGGAAUUUGGAACCCUGCUGAAUAUCAUUUUACCGAUUAAG
Molecule: messenger RNA, 7032 nt
Organism: Phragmites australis (common reed)
Lineage: Eukaryota; Viridiplantae; Streptophyta; Magnoliopsida; Poales; Poaceae
Product: kinesin-like protein KIN-12E
Exons: 33
Coding region: 197-6649 (2150 amino acids)
Biological process (GO): microtubule-based movement
Molecular function (GO): microtubule binding; microtubule motor activity; ATP binding
Source: RefSeq, a predicted model, not a curated record